Molecule: messenger RNA, 2092 nt
Organism: Gavialis gangeticus (Gharial)
Lineage: Eukaryota; Metazoa; Chordata; Crocodylia; Gavialidae
Gene: EVL
Product: Enah/Vasp-like
Exons: 15
Coding region: 121-1392 (423 amino acids)
Biological process (GO): actin polymerization or depolymerization; protein homotetramerization; positive regulation of actin filament polymerization
Cellular component (GO): cytoskeleton
Molecular function (GO): actin binding; profilin binding; SH3 domain binding
Source: RefSeq, a predicted model, not a curated record
UGCCUGCUAAGCUGAUGUUCUGCUCUCGUUUGGGGAAGCAGAAUACAUUGUUUAGCACAAAGUUCAGGUACCCGAAGGGGAGUCUGUUGCUUCUGAGUCUCCCCCAGACUUCUUUCCUCAAUGGCAAGCAGUGAACAGAGUAUUUGCCAAGCCCGGGCUUCAGUUAUGGUCUAUGACGAUACCAGUAAGAAAUGGGUGCCAAUAAAACCUGGACAGCAGGGAUUCAGCAGAAUCAACAUAUACCACAACACUGCCACUAACACCUUUAGAGUAGUUGGAGUUAAACUACAAGAUCAACAAGUAGUGAUUAAUUAUUCAAUUGUGAAAGGAUUGAAAUACAAUCAAGCAACACCCACCUUUCACCAAUGGCGUGAUGCACGGCAGGUAUAUGGCUUGAACUUCGCAAGCAAAGAAGAAGCUACCACAUUCUCCAACGCAAUGCUGUUUGCUCUCAAUAUCAUGAACUCCCAGGAUGGAGGUCCAGCUACCCAGCGCCAGGUGCAGAAUGGACCCUCUCCAGAUGAAAUGGAAGUGCAGAGAAGGCAAGUGAUGGAGCAGCAGCAGCAGCAGCAGCAACGCCAGGAGUCUCUGGAAAGAAGAACCUCUACCACAGGCCCCAUCCUUCCACCUGGUCAUCCUAGUGCUGCUGCUGCAAUCCCUGCAUCAUCCAGUGGACCGCCGCCUCCGCCACCCCCACCAGUACCUCCUCCACCAAUGGGGGCUGCCCCGCCUCCCCCACCUCCACUGCCAGCAGGUGGAGCACAGGGGGUUGGCACUGAUGACGGGUCAACGUCCGGAUUCGCAGCAGCUCUGGCUAGUGCCAAAUUACGGAGAGUACAGCGGCCAGAAGAUGUUUCAGGAGGCUCCAGUCCCUGUGGGGCCUCUAAGAGUGAUGCCAAUCGAACAAGUAGCGGUGGAGGCGGAGGAGGACUAAUGGAAGAAAUGAAUAAAUUACUGGCAAAAAGUCUCUCCAGGAGAAAAGCAGCAUCGCAGUCGGACAAGCCAGCUGACAAAAAGGAAGAGGAAAGCCAAAAUGAAGAUGCUAGCACCUCGCCUUUGCCUGUUACACGAGGUCCCAGCCAGCCGCAGAAUUCUUCAGAACCGGGGAAAAAGCCAUGGGAAAGAAGCAAUUCUGUUGAAAAGCCUGUAUCUUCAUUACUCUCUAGAAAUCCGUCAGUGACGAAGAGUCCAGAUGUUAAGAGCCCAGUACAAUCUCAGCCACCUUUUAGGAUGAAGCCAGUAAGCAGCAGCAAUGAUGUGGCUAUGGAUGCCUUAGAUUUUGAUCGAAUGAAACAGGAAAUAUUGGAGGAAGUUGUAAGAGAGUUACACAAAGUGAAAGAAGAGAUAAUUGAUGCCAUAAGGCAGGAGUUGAGUAGAAUCAGCACGACAUAAUGACUGCACAGUAUCUGGAAGGUACUAAGGAUGCUAAGAAGACUGGAUCAUUUCUAAAUGUAUCAAGGUCAUGCAAGAUGGAGAAAAAAGAGGACACCUGCACUGUCUUUGUUCUUAAACCCUUUUUAUUAGCAGACUCAGCACACUUUGAAGCUUGCUGCUGCCUUGGAUUUGCUUCAUUUUAAAAGUCUUAAUCUAAAAGAAUAUUCAAUUUUAAAUUUCUGGAUUUUUUAGAUUUCAUCUGACACUGCACAUUGGAUUUGUCAGCCUUUUUUGUAUUUUGUAUUUGCUUAUUUAAAUGUAUUACAUUUCUUUUUAGUAGUAGGUAAGACAACAUGUGAACCAUCUGCUUUUAAUAGAUGACUUCAAAGUAAUUUUAUUAGUAGUCUGCAAUGUAAAUGAAGCCCCUUUGCCAACAGAAAUGUAUUGUGGCAUCACCAGAAGAAACAGAGACACAUCAGUUGUCAACUGACAAAAGUUUUUUGUGUCAGUUAUCACAAUAUUAAACCGGUACGUCAGUGCACCACAGUAUCUGUGUUCAUAUUGGUAAUAAACUGUUUAUCGUCCACAUGGCCCUCUGCUGGUUUUGUUUAUUAGCCUCUGCAGCUUCGUACUUUUGGUCUCCUGUGUCACUCCAGUAGGUUUUCCCUUGGCACCACUGAACACAAUAGUAAGGCUGCCUCUUGACUACCAAAAAAAA